AUGAUGGAACAGAAAAAUGCCAGCUCUUUCACUGGAUUCAUCCUACUGGGUUUCUCUGACAGGCCUCAACUGGAGUUAGUCCUCUUUGUAGUUCUUCUGAUUUUCUAUAGCUUCACUUUACUGGGAAACAUGACUAUCAUUGCACUGUACCACUUAGACCCAAACCUUCACACCCCAAUGUACUUUUUCCUCUCCAACCUAAGCUUCCUGGACCUAUGUUACACUACUGGUAUUGUUCCUCAAUUCCUGGUUAAUCUCAGUGGAGCUGACAAAUCUAUCUCCUUUGGUGGCUGUGUGGCUCAGUUGUAUAGCUCUCUUGGGUUGGGAUGUACUGAGUGUGUAUUGUUAGGAGUCAUGGCAUUUGACCGCUAUGCAGCUGUUUGCAGGCCCCUGCAGUACACUGUGAUCAUGCACCCUUGUCUCUGUGCCCUCCUGGCUUCUGCUUCAUGGAUCUUUGGUUUCUCCAAUUCCUUACUGCAGACUGUGCUGACCUUCCUUAUACCACUCUGUGGGAAAAAUAAAUUAGACCACUUUCUUUGUGAGAUCCCUGCAUUAAUUAAGCUUGCCUGCAUUGAUACUUCAAGGACUGAGGCUGAAAUGUUCUUUGCCAGUGUCAUUGUUCUUCUCAUUCCUGUUGCAUUGGUCACCUUAUCCUAUGGUCAGAUUGUUAGUGCCAUCUUAAGAAUAAAAUCAUCAGCUGGAAGGAGAAAAGCCUUUGGCACCUGUGGAUCCCACCUCAUAGUGGUCUCUCUGUUCUAUGGCACAGCCAUCUAUGCUUAUCUCCAGCCCAGCAACAACUACUCUCAGGAUCAAGGCAAGUUUACCUCUCUCUUCUACACUGUCUUUAUACCCAUGAUCAAUCCCCUCAUAUACACACUGAGGAACAAGGAUGUAAAGGGAGCAAUGAAGAAGGUGUUUCUGAAAGUCUAUAGCUUCAGAUGA
This is a messenger RNA of Erinaceus europaeus (western European hedgehog), 942 nucleotides long. RefSeq names its product putative olfactory receptor 2B8. The transcript has a single exon. Gene Ontology annotation, cellular component: membrane. Bases 1 to 942 code for a protein of 313 amino acids. Gene Ontology annotation, molecular function: G protein-coupled receptor activity; olfactory receptor activity. Lineage: Eukaryota; Metazoa; Chordata; Mammalia; Eulipotyphla; Erinaceidae. The record is from RefSeq and is a predicted model, not a curated record. Gene Ontology annotation, biological process: G protein-coupled receptor signaling pathway.